Molecule: messenger RNA, 3990 nt
Organism: Eimeria tenella
Lineage: Eukaryota; Apicomplexa; Conoidasida; Eucoccidiorida; Eimeriidae
Exons: 1
Coding region: 1-3990 (1329 amino acids)
Source: RefSeq, a predicted model, not a curated record
AUGACCAUGUGGGCAGAACAACAUUUUCCAGCCUUAGGCAACUUAGACAUGCAGGAGAGCAGCACGACAUUGACAGACAGCAAGGUAGAGGAGACCUCUGUCUUUGAAAUCCCUGUGGGUCUUGCCGCACGACCUGUCGAAUCAACUUUCUUCGCCGGACGGCGAAGAACAUCUCAUGUGCACAGUUUUUAUCCCCCAGCAUGGACGCUGAUUCUAGGAGCCGUAUUUUUAUCCUUGGCAACUGUGGUGUUGCUCAUCUCCAGCUGUUUCUGGAGCAUGAAACUGAGUGUGGCAAAGCUUUCCGCUGGGAGGCUCAGGCUUCUUGCAGCUAAAGACUUCACCUCUUGUAGUCCCUCUGACGAACGUGGGGCGCCUCUUGACCCGCGGCAGUUGCACCUACUGCAAGACACCUCUGCUCAGCUUCAGCUUGCUGCGCUGCAGCUGCCCCAAACACAGGUGGGCGUAUUGACGCAAGAGGAAGAAGAGUCCAUUGCCAAUGCACGCGAAACUUUGUCAAAGCUUCUUCAAAUAAUCUCAGUUCUUCAGCAUGCCAUUUCGAGGCUGGAAGAAUCGUAUAAGCUACAGGUGGCAACACUCAGUCGGGCAGCAGUUCUGGGUGAUAACAAGCAAAGACAACUUGCAGAAGAAAAUAUGAAGGAACAAAAAGAAUCUCUGUCAGCGAUGAAAGACGACCUGCGGGCAAGACAAGAAAGGCUUUCUGCCUUAGGGCGGAGAUCUAGCCAAGAAGAACGAGUACUGCUGCUGCAAGUGAGAGCUGCUCGCGCUGGGAGAAAAAUAUCCCUGAGCGUAGCUCGAGCCCUCGCUGCGCGGGAUGUCGUCCUCGCGGAGGGGCAAGUUGUUAGCGAGAGACCCACCAAUGCGGAAGUUUCAAUUGCUAAAACACUAGUGCAAAGAACACUGAACGAGGCAGAUGACAUCACAAGGCGCAUCAGCGCUCGCGGCCCUCAACUAGAAGACCUUAAAGGCCAGGCGAAAUUGUGCCUGGAAGAAGUACUCAGCUUGAAGGCAGGGGCUCAGGCAAUGGGACUGUCAGGUCACCUGCCUCAGCUGAGAGAAGCACAGCAGAAGUUACAGGCUGCACUAGAGACAGGCAGCGCACAACAGGUGGCAGAACCUGAAAGACGCCCUGCCAACAGCCAUCCACUUCGAAGGCAUGCGACGCUCCCUCCCUCAUUUGGCGAGCAGUGGACUUAUCCUGGGAAGCAGAGUCCUGUCAGUGCUCCCAGUGAAAGGUUAAGUUCCAAGCUCAAGUUUUCGCAGAGCCGUGCUGAUGAUGGGAUGUCGUAUAGUCCUUCAUACAGCGAGCAAUCUCGUGGCUCAAGUGGUCUGCCUUCUAAAGCAGCUCCUUCUCUUCCAGUUGGACACCCUGUCCAUCCUCCAAAUUGGUUGCCCGGCUUGCCUCAGAAACCGCUUACCGCAACCCCUGUAAAGGGCCUUCCUUCAAUCCAGUCGUUGGACACCCCGAAUGAGACCAGCCAUAACGUGUCUAAAACCUAUGCGGCUCGGCAACAGCGCCCAUCAGGAAGCUCUGAUAUCUACCCAGCACCCCAGCCUACUCCGUAUCCUGGCCUCCCGUCGUACCGAUCCCCGCGGCUAGGAAGAACAUCUAGCCUUCCAUGCGACCGGACGAUCCGAAGUCAGUCUGCCACCCCAUUUCCAACAGCCUUGCCUCCGCGUCACGUUCCUGGCCCGCAGAGUCCUAAAGGCCAACCUCCUGAAGAGCCUCCAUCAAAGCAGCAAAGCUGUGCUACCCGAGCUCGUCAGGAGAGGGAAGCCGCAGGCUCCCGGGACCCCCAACACAUUUCGCAACCCCAUGUUCCCCCCAAAAAGCCAGUUCUCGGCUUCGUGUCCUCGGAUUUGCUCCACCAACCUUCAUCAGGUAUUGUCGGAACAAUUCAAACAGCACCAGGGCAGAGUUCACUGCCUUUGUCCUGUCGUGACAGUUUCACUCGGCCAUCUCAAGAAGCGAGGCCGGGUGUGCAUCUGCAGACUGGUGGUCAGGAAACAACUGCCUCACCUUCAGAACAGCACUGCAGACAUGCUUUGCUGCAGCGGCGAAGUUCCGCGCCCCCAGUGCCCGCCCGCCCACCGUCAAAGCAAUCGUCUCCAUCUUCAUGUGCUCUGCCUUCACAUGGUGUUUCUCCCUCGCCUCCAAAGUCCCUACCUGAGAUGGCUAUUCGUACAAAACGUUCUCCAAUUGUAGAGGCUCCACAGAAUGACGGCUAUGAAGCGUUUUCACCCCUUUUGGGCUCGCUAGCUUCCGUUUCAAAACUCUUUUCCCCCGGACCUGCAUAUCGUAGAAGUGGCCCUGCUGCUAGCUCACCAAACGAGACCCGGGGGACGGCAGCUAAGCCUUUAACAGCUGGCACUCCCGCUACCGCCUCAUCAAGCGACCAAGAGUUUGAAGGUUCAUCAAUUCCUGAGUCGCCCUCCACUCCGUCGAGUGGUUUUCCUUCUAUGAAAAAGCAGUAUGCUUUUGGUCCUGAAACGUCUCCUCGAACCCCCAUUGAUGCGUUUUAUCCAUCAGAUAGAAAUGAACGCAGAAGAGCAGAUCCCCUCCCACCUCGCAUUCCGUUGCCAGAGCUUCAAAAAGAACGCAAGGCUUCAAGUUCAGCCUUACGUCUCAUGCCGAGCUCAGACCAGAGCUCUUUGUUAGAAGGCGACAGCUCUACUUCCCCACCGGAUACUCCACUUACAGAGCCAGCCACGCCAGGCCCAGCUCUGCGCGACAGCCUUCCAUUCCCAUCGACGGAUUUUUCCCUGCUUGAGCAGGAUACAUCGUCGCUCUCCGGUAACCUUCCUUCACCUACCCUUGCGCUCUAUGAAAUAUUAGGGACCAUCCAUUCGGAAACGGCCGGAUAUGAAGUUUCUGAAGCGGGCCUUGUAGACGCAUUUGAUGCGGCCAGUGCAUCUGGGUUUUCCUUACUAGACUAUGCUAAUAAGCUUCGCGGAGGCAGCCAUCCCCCAAAACAAGAGGUUCCCUCCUCUACUUCCCCAGGAUUUCACCAGAAGUUUUCAGAUAUUCAAACAACCCCACCGUCGGCAACGCUUUUAGGGCUGUCAGACCAGAGUGGGCCACCUCGUGAAGACCCGCCUCCACUGCAUGGGCCGUUACCACAAAGCAAAGGCCUGCCUGACAAGCUCACUUCUGAGGAGAAAUCGUUCCUCCUGCUCGAAGACUUAUGGACAUUCACCAGAGCUGCUGGAGAAGUAGCCUAUAGAGCCCAAACGAGUCCUUAUGUAGUGUCUGAAGCAAGGGAUUCGCUUAAGAGAGGACUUGACUUGAUGGAACGAGCCAGACGUGUUGUUUCUUUCCCGCUUAAGGACUCAAAUGUUCUCAAGGAUGUUCUGAAAAAACUGGAAGACUGUAAGAGUGUGUGCUCAACUUUAUACGAAGUGUUAUCUGAAAGCUGGAUGUCUGAACUUGCCAGUGUGAACCAAGCUCUGACUGGAGCGAUAGAGAGCGCCAAAAUGCAGCGGUCGGGGAGGCAACCGGAACUUCCACGCUCCAAAUAUAUUUCCCUACUAGAAAGGCUCCAGGAAAACGCAAAGAAAUCAAGGAGAUUACACGACGACAUAUCGCCAUUUGACGUGCCCAGCAUGAGUAGCAAUAUGCUUUCAACUUUUCUCGUUAACGCCCGUGAAGCUGCUAUCGCUGCGGAACAAGAGGUGCAGGAGGGAGCAGCAUUUUGCGCGACUUCGUGGACAAAGGAGCUUCAGAAGCAGGCUGACAUUGCAGGAGGCGAGUCAAUUUCAAGCGACCAAGUGCCUGCGAGCAGCGACGACGCACUUCUGGGGCUCCCGGGCUCAUCAGAAGAGCCUCCCCUAAAAAGAGUUCUAGAAGAAGCUACUUUUAUUGCUGGACGUCUAAUGGCAGUGGUCGGCCAUACGCCUCAGGUUCGACAUCUAAUACACGUGACACAGCAAAUUCAUGAUGCAUCUGAAACUAGUGAUGUCCUAAAGGCCUGA